GGCUUCGGCGCUACAUUCUCCCUCCAUAGCUUUCCCUCUCCUCGCCUAACCCUAGAAUAUAAGCCAGAGAGCUUUCAUUCUGGAGCUGCCGCCGCCCCGCCGAGAUGGUCAAGGGCAAGGACAAGCGCGUGAAUGAAUUCCAAGCCCACAGGCGCAAGCGCAAGAGCAAGGCUGCGAUCGCAGGGGGUGGGGUGAAGAAAAAGAAGGUUUGCAAGAACAAGGACAAGCAGGAGGAGGAGGAGGUUGCGGUGCUUCCAAAGUGGCAUAAGAGACCGGAGAGCUCGCGAGUCCCUGAUUUGCAAUUGCCAACCAGCUCCAAGGCGCGUUGCCAUCGUUCCGAAGCCGCGAAGAAAAAUGCCCAUCCAAAGUUUUACAAAAUGUCGAGCCCCGUGACCAUCGACAGUGGCCAUUCUGUUAUCAAGGGCAUGGACAUGCACUCCGAAGGUUUCAUCUCCACCUGGGCACAAGACGGAGGCAUCAGGAUCUGGAGGCUCAGAGGAACAAAUGGUGCCAUGACAAGCAUUUGCAGCGCUCACUUACAUGAGUGUCCUCAGGAUAUGGAGUGGCACCCGGAUGGCAACAGACUGUUUGCAGCGUUCAAGAGCACCGGUCGGGCUCAAGUUGGAUACUAUGAUCUAUCCGACGACAGAUUCCGGCUCUUGCCAGGGGAGCCCCAUUGUACGGGAUUGCUUCGCAGCAUCAAGUUCAUGCCAUGGCAGGUUUCUGGUGCUCCGUGUUUCGCAACGGGUGGCGACGACCACUCGGUUGUUCUUUGGAAGGAGUCGCAGGAGCACUGGACCAGUCAGAAGCUUUACAACAGCCACAGCUCGUUUGUAUACGGGGUAGCGGGUGCCGCGCACAAGUCCUUGAUCGCUUCAGCCAGCGUGGACAAGCACCUCCGCAUGGUGGAUGUGGUCAGUGGCACCGACUACUUCUGUGGCAAGUUCGACAGCUCGUUGCUCAGUGUGGAGUUCAACCCCGUUGAUCCCAACCUCCUGCUGCUCACGGGAUGUGUCGAGAAGAAGCAGCUAAUGCUCAUGGACUUGCGCUACCUUGAUCCAGAAUCGCUGGUCCAUAGCUUUGGCUGGGAAAUAGGCGAAAACCAUCCCCGGGUAACCAGGCAGUUCCAGCAGUGCUGGUCUCCAGAUGGAUGGUACGUCUCGACGGGGAGCUGCGAGGACGGUUAUGACAUCUUCGACAUCCGGUACAACAACUACUUGUCGACUCACUCGGUUCACGGUACCAAGUCAGGCGUGGUGAAGACCCAGUGGCACCCGGUAGUGAACGAUUUGCUCAUUUCGGCUAUAAGGGGGGGAAGGAUCUGGCUGCAGCAGAUCAUUUAAACCCCCCAACUUGUUACGAGUAUAAGAUUACAGACAGGGAAGCAACACUUUGUCCAGUUGGCUCGGAUUUGGCCUUUGCUUCCAGUCAACGGCGAGAGGUUGCCCAUCUUUACCAUUGCAUCGGCAAAGUCCUUGAAGAAGGCGGCUUUGCUGCUGCUGUAGGCGUUGACGGCAUCCUGCGUGUCUCCAGGUGUGGAAUACAGGACUUGGUCGGAGCGGAAGAGGCCUUUGUUCA
Messenger RNA from Selaginella moellendorffii, 1578 nucleotides. RefSeq lists its product as uncharacterized. Gene Ontology annotation, molecular function: protein binding. The transcript has 7 exons. The record is from RefSeq and is a predicted model, not a curated record. Lineage: Eukaryota; Viridiplantae; Streptophyta; Lycopodiopsida; Selaginellales; Selaginellaceae. The coding region runs from base 105 to 1343 and encodes 412 amino acids.